AUGCAUAAACACCUCCACCAUGUUUCCCAUACCAUAAAGUCCUAUUUAUCCACUCUUAUAGCCUUGGAGAACCUUAAGGUAGUGGCGUUUUUGAUUUCCCUUUUGUCUUGUCUUGUGGCAGGGUCGAUAUUAUUGUUUACAUUAUAUACGUCGUCGUUCCAUGAAGUGUUGGGGCUAUCGUACUUGCAAAUCAACAUGAUCUCGUCGUUGUCGGCGUUGGGAAUGUACUUUUGCUUGCCGGUACUUGGGUACUUGGCGGAUUCGUAUGGGCCAGCGUUGUUGUCGUUAUUUCUGAUCUGGUUCUUCUGUCCCAGUUACUUUGUCAAUAGCUAUUUGGUUAGCACCCAGAGUGGUUCGGUGAUUGGGUUUUGCGUAUGUUUUUGUUUUAUUGGGCUAGCGACGUCGUCAUUAUACUUUUCGAGUUUGAUUACGUGUGCACGUAUAUGCCCAGACCACAAGGGGUUGGCCAUUUCCUUGCCCAUAACUUGUUAUGGCCUUUCGGCGUUGCUCGGGGCACAAAUUUUGAAGUUGCCAUAUUUCCACCGCCACGACGUGUUGGAUUUGGAAGUUGUGUUUCUGUUUUUUGCAUGGCUUUAUUUGGUCGUUGGCAUUGCUAGUUUUGUGUCUAGUUCUAUUGUUAUUGUUGAGCUGGAGUUGUUGUUUGGGGUUACGCCAGAUGAGGAAACGGCUUUGCUUGAACUUACGCCAACGAGAUCGCUCGAGCCGCCUAACCACCGCCAGAGGUUUGUGCUGUUUGUCAAAGACCCAUCAGCAUGGAUUUUGCUUGUGUCAUUGAUCCUCAAUAUUGGCCCCAUGGAGAGUUACCAGAACAAUUUAAGCUCGAUUUUGAAACACACUAAUGGCGCAGAUUUGCCGAACCAGGUGAGUAUUAUGGCGGCGUCGUCGACUGGCGCGCGGUUGUUGUUAGGUGUGUUGUCAGAUUACCUGUCGAAAUAUGUUUGUCGAGUUUGGUUGUUAGUGGUGGUGAUUGUGGUGGGCGUGGCAGGACAAAUGUCCGAAACUUCUGCCAUCCUCAAUGGCGUGUCCUACGGGGGCAUGUUCACUAUUUACCCAACAAUCGUGGCGUCGAUCUGGGGCAUUGACAUUAUGGGGUCUACGUGGGGGUCAUUUAUGGUUGCGCCAGCACUUGGGUCGGUCAUUUUUUCGAUGUUUUAUGGACGCAAUGCCGAUUCGUGUUCUGACUGUUUACUGCAUUAUUUCUACACAACUGCCGGGGCGAUGAUUGUUAGUUGUAUAUUUGUACUUUUGGCAUGGAAGAUUUGGUACGCCCGUGGGUUUACGAGAUUUUGA
Molecule: messenger RNA, 1311 nt
Organism: Candida albicans SC5314
Lineage: Eukaryota; Fungi; Ascomycota; Pichiomycetes; Serinales; Debaryomycetaceae
Exons: 1
Coding region: 1-1311 (436 amino acids)
Biological process (GO): transmembrane transport
Cellular component (GO): membrane
Molecular function (GO): transmembrane transporter activity
Source: RefSeq, a predicted model, not a curated record